Messenger RNA from Physella acuta, 5598 nucleotides. RefSeq lists its product as uncharacterized. The record is from RefSeq and is a predicted model, not a curated record. NCBI's taxonomy places the organism in Eukaryota, Metazoa, Mollusca, Gastropoda, Physidae.
AAUUUUUAGCAACUGCAACAAACAAGUACUAUCAAAAAACGUACUCUAUUUUAACUUUGCUUAUGACCACGCAGUAACUAAAAAUGAAGCGGAAAGCAUCCAGGGCACCUGGGUACGAACAACCUGCCAAACUGAGUAAAGAAGCUACCAAGAACACUGUCACUGAAGAGCUAAGCAAGUUAAAACAUGAAACAACUGUUAAAAAAGCACCGCUUGAGCCUCUCAGACUGGCAUCCUUCAGACAAAGGAAAGCUCCAGCUUGGCUCUCUUCUUAUGUUACUAACUCAACAACCAAAGAGGCACCUAAACCCUCAAUGCCCAAAUUUCCAACUCUUGUACCACCCAGUAAGAGAAAAUUAGCAGAGCAAACUCCUAAGCUAGAUAACACAAUAAAAAAAGCAACUGAAAACUCCUCAUCACUAACUGAACAUCCACCGUCAUUAAGGCGAGAUUCCACAUUAAAACUUGAAGACUUAUCAUCACCGCUUGCUGUUAAGUCAAAAACCAUACAAAAAUUGCCGUCAAAAGUAUCAUUAACUAAAAAUUCGACUCAAAUCUUAAGUUCCUCUAAUGACAACUCGAUAGAAGUAAAAUCUCUUGAAAACAAGACAACUGAUUCAUCAACCAUCAAACCUCCAGCAACAAAGCAAGUCACAUCAAACUCCUUGACCAAAGAAAAACACCCUGUUAAACCAGCAGAGUCCAGUAUUCAGAACUUAAAUGUAAAUCAAGAAGAGUUCAGUCCUAAUGUUGUAGAAUUAUGUGACACCAAAGAUACAUCUCUCCUAGAUACUCAACAUGAUAAAGAACUAACUCCUCCAGCAGAGGUAGGGAAACCAACAAUGCUUGAAGUAGUCAUCUGCAUUAGUACCUCUGGUGCCAUGAGAGAGUAUCUUGAGGUUCUGCAAGAUAAGACUAGAGAGAUGGUUUGGCGUCUUCAAUCUCUAAUACCUAACCUGCGAAUUGGGGUCUUUGCCCACACACAAGGUGGUAUCCAUGAUGACAAGAUGGCUAACAGGAGUGGUGUCACUGACCAUAACUACAUUAGAACUGGUGGACAUAGUGGAACCAAGUGGAUUGAUUUGGGUGCUACAUAUUCACAAAUUUGUGCUUUUGUUGGAAGUUUGGAACCAGAGGCAACUGUUUACCCAGACUAUGUCCAAGACAACUUAGAAAUGGCAUUAUGGAAACUACAGAGGUGUAUGACUUGGAGCUCUUGCAGCUAUCGUACAAUUUUGAUGCUGGGGCGAGGCAGACCAAAUACAACCAGCUUCUACUUACAGAGAGAGCAUUGGAGAGGUUGGAUCAGAUCAGCUCUAGAAAUCAGUCGAAAAACUGAGAUUCCUGUUAUUGAUUGGGAGCUUGAAGCAAAGCUACUGGCACAAAUGGGAAUCCAUGUUUUUACUGUUCAAGCUUCUGGUCCACCCAACCCUGCUGACAAGGAAGAGGAUGGAGGGACGACAUUUUUUAAACGGGUGGCUGAGAUAACUAAUGGACAACACAUCAAGUUACCUGAUGCAUCCAAACUUGUUGAUGUUCUAGUUGGAGUGUUUUGUGCCUGCUACGGACCUGAUUUACUGCAGGAGCAUCGUGACACACUGAGGGAUGAGAACGAUGGGGUUGUCCCCACCCAGCUGAAGGACAUCUUCAUCUCCCUGCAGCUCCACAGCAAGCGCAGGUCACUCUCUACAGUACCCGCUGUUAUAGGGGACCUCACCAUUUUAAAACGCCAAAUGGAAAAGUCUGAAGCCAAUGGUACAGUCAGUGGCUCUGAAGAGGAAAUGUCAGGUGAUGAGGAGGAGCAGUUGACUGAGAUUAGCACUACAGAAAAAACAAAAAAUGAUGCAGCAGCAUCUAGUAAGGCCAACAAAAAAAUCAGUGCAAAUAAAAAGUUAAAAACUGCUAAAACAUUAAACUCAGUUAAACAAGGAAGGGUGGUGAAGACAACUAAAAAAUUAGAUAAAAAUACUAAGCAAUUAGUGAAGAAAGCAAUCAAGUUGAAAUCUAGUUUGAAAAACAAAAAAGAUAAAGAAAGUGCUAAAAUUAAACUCCCUAAAACAAUCAAAGCUAAAAAAGUGAUUAAACAAGAUUCAGGGAGUGAUAAAAUUACUAAAAGUAAAACCCCCAAAACUAAUUCUGCUAAUAAACUUAAACUUACUUCUAAAGGGAAGGCCACUCCAAAAAAGACCGAUAUUACUAAAGCAAAAUCGACACAGAAGAAAACACCAGCAAAAGCUAAGAAUGUCUCUUUAAAUAAAAAAUUAAAGACAACGCCAAAAUCAAAUACUAAAGGCAAAAAGAAUACUCAAGGUAGUAGCAAAAAGGCAGCUACCCCUAAAGCAGUUAAAAAAGCUUUGCUCAAAAUGAAAAAAACCAAAGCUAAUAGCUCUAAGUCUAAGUUAUUAACAAAAAAAUGUCAAAAUAAAAAAUUGAGAUUACAAAUAAGGUUGUAAAAGGAAGUAAAAAUGGUUGGAGUAGAAUAUAUGUCCUUUGAAACUAAUUUAAUGCAGCGGUGCCUCACUUUGUAAAAAUAUUUAUUUGCUUAUAAUUCCUGUUGUUGUGUUAGCAUAAGUUUCCAAGGUUCCUUUUAAAAGUUGAAAUUAAUAGAACUGAGAUCAUUUUCAUUUUUUUUUUGUAAACAAUUUUUUCACACCAAAUCCAACAUUUUCACCAUAAGGUUUGGCAAAACAUUCCAUUUAAAAUGCUUGAAUUUUUGCAAUAAUUUUUCCUACAGGGGGCUCGCAGUGUAUCCUUGAUUGUGUGACUUAUAUUUUUAGUAUGCUUAUAGAUUUGUUUUUUUCUCAUAAUUACAUUUAUUUUGCUUCAUUUGAUACAUUAUUCUGCUGGUAGCUGACCAUAAGGAAUACCCAUCCCCAAUAUUGUUAAUGUUAUCAAAUUAUUUUUACAUUAUUUUUCAUUAUGAUAGGCUAAUCCUAUCAUUGGUAACACUUUAAAAAAACGUGUUUGAAUGAGCAAGUUAAAAAUAAAAUAAAUGAAUUAUAUUUGUUGUUAUAGAAAAUUUUUCCUAGGAAUUGUAGUAAAUGUUUUAGUGCAUAAAAAAUUGCUUGGUUUUUAAAAGUUAUGUGACUGUUAACUAUGUUUGUAUGUAUUAUUUAAAUUAAUGAUGUAGCUGGACUUGGUGUGAUCAUGCACAAUUUCUUUACAUACCCUGAAAAGGCUUUUUUUAAUCUUUGCACUCUAAGUUCUUAAAGAAUGUUUUAUACAAGUCUACUAUACACUUGUAUGUACACUGGUGUUAUUUUUUAAAUGUAAGUGAUGGAAACGUUAAUGUAAUUGUGUGUAAUAUUUUUAAAAAAAAUUUAAAAACUCAUCAUUGAUAAAAACAAUGGAUAUAUAAAUUUAUAAAGGCUCUUUAACUGUGAUCUUAUUUGUAUAUUGACUUAACCAACAAAGCUAGUCUUAAAGUACAAUGUGACUCAACACAUAUUUCUAAAUUUAUUAUAAUUGUUUUUAAAAGUCUUGAGAAAACUAAUGAAAAGUGUUUUUUUAAAUAGGAUUUUAGUCUGUAAAACUUUAUUAAUAAUUAAGUGCCUUAGCUAAAGUUAUCUUGUGUUUGAAUGUAUCAAUGAAAUGUGAUAUUACUAUCAGAUGUUUACUAUUCCCAUAAACAUUUACAGAAUAUUGUUUUUCAAAUAUGAAUUGUUUAAGUUUUUUCUAACUGGCCUGCUACAAGCUUCUGACUAGUUCUAUAAUGAAUUGAUAAUGCAAUAAAUAUUGAGGAACUACUUAUAACAUUGUAAGUUAUUUUUAAUUUAUUAAAAUGUUUUAACAGCUUUUAUUAAUUAGAAGUUUGUGACUGUUAUGAACUUUAUUAAUCCAUUGUUUCAAUAUUUUUAAAAUAUAAAAUAUAUUUAUAUAUAUAAAUUUAUAUAUUUAUAAUUUAUGCUAUUUAUAUCCACACAAUUAAUUUCACUAACCUUGUUUUUUUAUGUUUUUUUUAACAAUAUUUCUUAUAGUCCAUUGUAGAAAUAGAAGUGUAGAAAUAAAAUCAGACAGUUUGAAAAAAUACCCUGCUCAUUGAUAUUAAUUCAAUUUGGACAAUUUUUGGUAAAUUCUGUUAGAUAUUUUUAAAUGAUUUAUGUCAAAAAAGUAUAAUCUAUAGCUCACCAAUUAUAAUUCUAUUAAAAUAAAAUAUUCAACAUUAACUGGUAACAUUAAGUUCAAAUAUUUAUUUUUAGAAAGUUGUAGAUAUGUACAGACAGUACAACUGUCACUUAACUUUGUACAUUGUAUAUGAGUAGUACUGGUACUCUUAGAACACAGUGCUGUAAUAUUUUCUGUUUCAUCUUUCAACUUGUAUUAGUAUUAUAUUUUUAUUUGUACUGUGGCACCACCACCGUAGUUACAUUUUAGCUUAGAAUUUUGACCUGUUGUUUCACUGGAUAAAACUAAAUUGUUAUAAAAAUAUUUGAUGGCUUAGCCUGCCAUUUGAUGAAUACUAUUCAUAUAAUGAUUUGUUAGAAAUGUAUUGGUACUGUUUGUAUUGACUAAUCGACUGCCUUGUUUGCACGUUACAUGACAGUUUUCUAAAUGGUUUUUUAAUUCAGUUCAAGUUUUCAAACAACUGUUACUUUUUCAUAAAAGCCCUAGUUUAAAAGAGGUGUAAAAAAUGUAAUUCAUUAUUAGCAAACUGAAUUUUUGCUCAUGCUUUAUUUUAACUACUUUCUUUUUAAAUAUCAGCUUUAACAGUGUGUAGUAGUUAAAAAGUCAUGUAGUUACUUGACUGAUAUGUAGAUGCUAGUCAGUGUUUUUAUAUUUUAUCACCUUAGAUAAAAGUAAAUGGUACAACCCAUGUAAGAGAAUCUAUUUAUUUAACACUACAUUGUUUUAUAUCUGUGCAUAUAGCAUAGCUUAAGAUUGUAUGUAUUGGAUUUACAUUGCAAAUUGAGGCUGUGGUUUUAUUCCUUUGUUCAUACUCUUUUAAAAGAUUUUCAUUACACAACAGCACUUUUUAAAAAUUGUAUAUCUUAUUUGUUAUUGCAACAACAUGUUGGUUUACUUCUUUUAAUGUGGCUUUGAUUUGGAAAAAAAAUUAUUUCAUAUAAAACUUUUUUUCAUCUGGUGAUGUAGCUUUUUUUUUCAAUUUGAGACGAGAACCUGCUCUAUAAAUGGUUGUAGGGUGGUAAAGUUUGCGCUUGUGGGCUGGGUGAUGCGAGUGUCAGAAUUUGACUCCAUCAUCAUGUCCCUGGCUGAGAGGAAUCACAUUGUGAAUGCACUAAAUAUAUUCAGGUGUGUCAUGUGUCAGCGUGCAAUGGCCACAGUUUAAAUUCUUUAAGUUAGAAGCAUUCAAAGGCAGCAAUAAUCAUCAUUCAUCUAUGACACAACUUGAGCUGAAACACCUUACAAUAUUUUGGUACAGUUUGAUUUUUUACCUCACCAUUACAGCAGUCACUGGUGUACUAAAGUUUUAUGUGUAAUCACUUAAGUCAUCUCAUGCUAUUGAUUUGUGUUAAAAUGCUGAUUGUCAAUGUUUUCUUGGUCACAUGAUUCAGAUUUGUCCAGAGUACUUGUUGCAGUCUGGUUUUUUUUGUCCACUGUGAAACAUUUAUGUAAUUAAUAUACAAUAAAAAUAAAUUU